Molecule: messenger RNA, 5235 nt
Organism: Amblyraja radiata (thorny skate)
Lineage: Eukaryota; Metazoa; Chordata; Chondrichthyes; Rajiformes; Rajidae
Gene: ahrra
Product: aryl-hydrocarbon receptor repressor a
Exons: 11
Coding region: 297-2693 (798 amino acids)
Biological process (GO): regulation of transcription by RNA polymerase II; response to xenobiotic stimulus; xenobiotic metabolic process
Cellular component (GO): aryl hydrocarbon receptor complex; nucleus
Molecular function (GO): protein dimerization activity; nuclear receptor activity; transcription cis-regulatory region binding
Source: RefSeq, a predicted model, not a curated record
UUGUGGAUGACAUUGCGUGCAAAGCUUCUGAUGACAUUGAAUAGGAUCCGGUACCUGAAAUAUAAGGAAGUGAGGCUCGCAUUGUUUGGGCUAUUUAGUGCGGCAUAAAAACCCAUCACUACACAUGUAAAAUGUGACGAUGAUUAGCAUCAAGAUUGAGCAGAUGUGUAGAUACCCGUGUGUGUUGUUCAGUGUGAACUGGUGAGUGAGUGAGUGGGAAUUGCAGACUGACAGCAACACGAAUAUCGGCCACUCGCAGCUCCGCCAAAACUUGCCUGGGGUCAGGGGCCAAAGCCAUGAUCCCCCUCGGAGAGUGUAUGUACGCGGGCAGAAAACGGAGGAAACCGAUCCAGAAACACAAGUCUACAACGACCAGUGUGAAGUCCAACCCGUCUAAGAGACAUCGAGAUCGCCUGAAUGCUGAGUUAGACCAUCUGGCCAGUCUCCUGCCGUUUUCACCGGAUAUUAUUUCCAAAUUGGAUAAACUUUCAGUUCUUCGCUUGAGUGUCAGCUACUUUCGAGUAAAGAGCUUCUUCCAAGCCUUGGAAGACACAGAGUUGAGAAAGGAGUCUCAGCAUCUUCUCAGCCACAACACUCGGGAUAAUCAGCCCACAUCUUUAAACAGGAAUUCAUCACUGGAAGGAGAGCUUCUGCUGGAUGCUAUGGAUGGAUUUGUGCUGCUGGUGAGUGCCGAAGGAAUGGUGUUUUACGUCUCUCCCACAAUCGUCGACUACCUGGGAUUUCAUCAGACGGACAUGCUGCACCAGAGCGUGUAUGACUUCAUCCAUGUGGACGAUCGACAAGAGUUCCAGACGCAGCUACACUGGGCUAUGAAUCCACCACAGGACUUGUCUGGGCAGGAUCCUCUGAGGCAGGAAGCUAAUGGUGAGGAGAUUCUGAGUUCGUGCAAAGUUUACAGCCCCAAAGUUUUACCACCGGAAUUUUCUCAAUUUCUGAACCGUUGUUUCAUCAUCCGAGUGCGUUGCCUCUUGGACAGCACUUCGGGAUUUCUGACGAUGAAGUUCCAAGGCAGACUGAAGCAUCUCCAGGGACAGAAAAAGAAAGACCGGUCUGGUGUCUCCCUUCCGCCUCAGUUGGGGCUGUUUUGCAUCGCUGUACCUCUGCUGCUCCCUUCCAUCGGUGAAAUGAAGUUGAAUAGCUUGCUCCACAAGACAAAGCACAGGCUGGAUCUCAGCCCAGUGACGCUUGGGGCAAAGAGCAAAGCAAUUGCGGGAUGGUCAGAUGCAGAGCACCGAACAAGAUCGAGUUGCAAUUGCCUCCACUUUACGGAUGUACUGUACCGUGCAGAGAAUCAAAUCCGAAUGAUGAAUACUGGAGAAAAUGGCCUCACCGUCUUCAGGGUGCUCACUAAAGAAGGCCAGUGGGUUUGGUUCCAAGCUAACGGACAUCUGCCCUAUAAAAACAAGUCUACAGAAUAUGCCACAGUGCCUCGAGAGGACCCCAAGGAGACAGACAGAUCUAAGGAAGAGCAUCUCAGGAACCAGUUGGGAACUCACCAAACAGGCAACGCCAAUGGAUAUGUGUACAACAACUGUAGCGAUAUAUCUUUGCAACUAAAACAACUCUACGAGCAGCCACCAGCAAAAGAAGGAAGAGAGGAGAAAUAUGCAAGAAAUGAAGGUGGUGUCAGCCAUAAUGAGCCACUCAAUUUUUGCACAUCAUUUACCAGACCUGCAAAGGUUCCCAUUGCAGAUGAUUUAUGGGUAUCAGAAUACAGUAGAGGCCCAUCAAAUCUGCACGGUCCCCUGAGACCAGUGGGGAGAAUAAAUAAUGAUCCUGCCCGAGUGGCUAAAGGCUUCUGUGGUAGAAAUAGAUCGCUAACCGAGCCUCAGCUCAGGGAUAACACACUAACCUCCAACUUUCAAAACGUAAUGCAGAACAUCCGGGCUGUCGGAGAGAAGGUGCAGCAGAGCCAACUGUUUGACUUGCACUCCACUGAUCUAGAGAGUUACCCAAUCGAAAGCUGCAAAUCAGAAGAUGUUACAGCACUGGGCAAUCCCAUUAGUCAUAGGUUGAAGGAGCUUCCCACGGAGUAUUGUAACAAUGCGGAAAUGUUCCAAGGAGUGCAAGUCAAAAGCGAGUAUAAUGUGGAGCUGCACAAUGGACUAGGUGGGACUGUGGAAUCCUCAAGUCACCUGUGGGUUGACAACGAAAUUGGAAAAAAGAUGGUGGCGAGCUUCCCAAGACAGCCACAAUUAAAUUGCGAUCCCAACACAUUGGAACAAAUAUCACCCUGUGAGAAACUGAAAGCUCACCUGCCAUCUCCACUCUGUGGAGCCAGCACAGCCAGGGGCAGUGGCCUGUGGCUGGGGGGCAGUGGUUGCAAUCACAACAGGCCUUCCAACCAAGGAAUGGACAUGGUUCACUUCAGUUCACAGAAAGACACCCAUUCCCACUGUUCUCACAGUGAUCAGCAAACAGACUAUUUGCAAACACAUGCAUUUCCAUGCCAUAGUAUCCAGGAUAAGGGCCCAGGCCAGGUGGAAUACAAAGUACCACUGCAGUUCAAAUGCCAUGAUCUCAUCCAUACUGUCAUUAAACAAGAGCCCUCACCCUCUCCUCCUUGGUCUUGUGGCAAUCCGCACAACGUACAGGCAGGCCUGCAGAAAAAUAUGCCCCACUGUUUGAUCAAUCAACUGACUCAUAAGAUUACACAAAAUGCGUAUUUGUAAUUUUUUAUUGAAAACAGAAGAAACUGUUGUGGAUUUUUCAAAAAUGCUUGGCUCAAAAUCCUAACGUUCUGAUAUGUCGCCCCGUUGUUUAGUUUGCGGAUUUUAUGAGAGAAUUUUAUGACAAAUUGGUUAAGACAAUAUUACAUAUGAAAGUUCAAUCUUGGGCACAUGAAAAACAUUCAGCUUUUUAUAGCCAGCCUUGUUUGAGGAAGAUGCUGUCAGAAGAACAAGAACUCACCUCACAUUGAUAGAAAUCACAGAAAUGUUUGCAGGAACAUUCAACAUUGAACCACAUGUUUGAGCAGGUGAUCAAUGCUUGGGCUAAGAGAAAGGUUUUAAAAAAGAGAUAGCGGGGCAGAAAAAAAAUAGGGAGGGAAUUCCAGAUCUACGGAACAGAACUUUUGAAGAAACAGCCGCCUCUGAAAAUAGAAUAUAACCUGGUCAAGUUAAAAGAUGCAUUAUGUUCAAGUGGUCUAGCAACUGAGGAGAUUUAAUUAAUUUUUAUUCUUUUCCACGGAGUUCCUGCUUUUGUCCUUGAGGCAGAAGCUCAGUGCUCUCCAAAAUCCACGCUUGGUGGUCUGUACUGUUAACAAACUGAACCACUGUUAUGUUUUUGCAGUCAUGCCUAAUCUAAUCUAACCCGGAACAUAGAUUUCCAGACUGGAGAGGGUGGCUACAUUUCAUUCUUGUAUGAUGCUUGGUACUAUCACAACAUUUAAUAAAACAUUUGGACAGAUACAUGGAUAGGAUAGGUUUAGAAAGGAUAUGGGCCAUACACAGGCAGGUGGAACUGGUGUGGACGGGGCAUGUUGGUCGGCAUGGACAAAUUGCGCAGAGGGGCCUCCUUCUACGCUGUAUAACUGUACUGCUCAGCAAGUCCUGCACAGAUCAGGAAUUGUACCUGGAAUCUACUUGACUCAGCAUCUCACCUGGUGUUUUGUUUAGUCCUCUGAUUUACAUUUGAUUGUUAAUGUUGUUAGAAUUUACAGGUGGUCCGGACUACACAGUAUGCAGAAAGCUUCACAUUCUUUCCAAUGGAAUGAAAUAAAUUAGUUAUGUUGCCUUGGGAUAAUUUUCUCCACUAAUCAAAUACAAGUUCUUGCCAUGUCUAUUGCAUAGAACAGCUUGUGGAGGUGGUACAGACGUGUAUUGGAUUUACAUUGUGUCCAACUGUCCAACUGUCACACCACAGUGUCCAACUGUCAUAGGUACAGUAACUUUAUUGUUUAAGUAGUAAUCUGAGUGCCUGAAUGCAAAUUUGCAGCUAUGGUGAUCAGGAAAUGGUCAUCAUUGUCAUAAACAUUCAUCUGGUUCUUUAAUGCAUUUUAAGAGAAAAGACUUACUGUCAUUCCCUAUUCUGGUCUUAUUGUGGUCCUGGUCUCACAGUAAUAUGUGUUACUCUUAAUACCAUUCUGAAAAUGGCAAUGCAAACUAUUAGGUUGUUCAUCACCUCUGAAAGCACCUAGGAUGGUUCAUGAAUUUUCAAGAGCGAGUUAGAGUUAGAUUUAGCUCUUAGGGCUAAGGGAAUCAAGGGAUAUGGGGAAAAAGCCAGAACGGGGUACUGAUUUUGGAUGAUCAGCCGUGCUGGCACAUAGGGCCGAAUGGUAAUUCCUGCACCUAUUUUCUAUAUUUCUAUGAAUGGCACCUUUAUCAGUGGGAUCUAAGUCCCAUGUAUAUGUACAACAUAUGUCUUUUCCUAUGUAACAAUUGCAGCAACAACUUGCAUAUUAAUGGCACUUUGUAUUCUCCCAGGAAGAUGAUGUGUUUUUUCUAAGCAACAUAUAUCAACGAAUGUAAAACUUCACAAGAGAAAAUAAGCCCAUUAACCUUUUUGAACACCAGCAUAAGAUAGAAAUACAACAUUCUGUCAACUGAUUAGUAUGCUAGUGCCAUUUUCUAAAUAUAUAACCAUGAUAACACACAUAUAAGAAUGUCAGUAUUUUUUUAACAAUAAAUAUUGAGGCAAUAUUAAGGUUGGGAUUUUAUUUUUAAGUAACAUUUCACAGUAAAAUGGUACAUUUUUAAAAUUCAAGUUGAAAAUCCCACCAUGGUAUUUCAAUACGACUUCCCCACAAUAAUUAAUGUAGGCCCAGGUUUCUCCAUCUGUAAUAAUUGCAAAGCCACUGGUGUUAUUAGCGAUUGUACUUUGAAAUUAAGGGUAUGGGAUUUCACGUAGAAAUCUGGAGGUUCACAAUUUAGCCUUCCAAAGCUGGAGCUUUGAGCAGCUUUAUCGACUGGAAACAAAGAAAAUUAAAUGAAUUGGCAAAAGCAUCCGAUUCUUAUAAACUCGUUUCAUCCUGAAAACCAAGGUGUGUGUUAACAAGGACGAGGUAGAGGAUCAGCUAUGAUUUGAUGACCUUUUAUGGAGGAUCAGGCUUGGUACCCUACUUCAAUUUCUAUCUCUGACAUUGUUGUGUUCUUAAGCGUUCUUUGCAUGAUAUCUAAAUGAGCAGUACAUAGCAUGAUAAUACUCACUAUGUUAUUUGGCCACACAAAAAAAACCCCACCCUUUCUACAUGUGGAUUGUAAUUUCCUCAGGAAA